UGUUGAUUCACAAUUAACAAGACUAGAUUUUCCAUAUUCUUUGAGAAACGCCUAAAAGAAAAUAGCAUAGCUGAAACGACGCCGUGAAUUGCGUUUUGUAUUCUCAUUUCUCCUCAUUGUUGCAAGCUGUUCAGACCACACUAGAAAUUAGUAGAGAGCGCAGAAAAGUAAAAGGCCAUUGAAGAGAUAGAAGAUGAGCUUAUCAACGGCGUCGUAUUUGGCUCGAAGAGCAGCUCAGAAGCAGAAAGUUCGCAUUCUCUACCGUCGAGCACUCCGAGAUGCACUCAAUUGGGCUGUUCAUCGUCAUAUAUUUUACGAAUAUGCUGAUGACCUUCGGAAAAAGUUUGAUGCCAACAAAAAUUUGCUAGACCUUGAUGCAAUUGACAGAAUGAUUGCUGCUGGUGAAGCGGAGUACAAUAAGUGGCGGCACCCUGAUCCUUAUAUCGUUCCAUGGGCUCCUGGUGGUUCAAAGUUCUGCAGAAACCCAGAGCCACCUAAAGGGAUUGAAAUCAUCUACAACUACGGCCAAGAAGAGGCGGAGUUAAAGUAAAUACUUUUUGUUUAUGCAGUAAAUAAAGAUGAGCUUACUCCCAUGGUGGGAGGUUGAUGACGAAGCGCUAUAGCCUGUUUGCAAUUAGCUGCUGUUCAAAUUUAUUGAGAUGUUACACUGUCCUGUUUUGUUAUAAUCUUGAGUUCAUGGUAAACUUUUGAAUUUUAGUGUUGAUCUUCCAAAGAUAAUAAUUUUUACACACAUAAAUGCAAACCAAGGGUUCUCCUUAUUGCCUUGUGUACUUGCUGGAUGUAUCGUGUAUGGUUGUCUCAUAAUUUACAAUAUUACGUUUUGAUGGAUUUUUUUCCACAAAUAUGUUUUAUACUCCAAACAUAAUACUUUGGCUAUUAAUUCUUAUUUAAGUGGACAUCAAGAAUUGAGAUUGA
Molecule: messenger RNA, 936 nt
Organism: Amaranthus tricolor (Joseph's coat)
Lineage: Eukaryota; Viridiplantae; Streptophyta; Magnoliopsida; Caryophyllales; Amaranthaceae
Product: NADH dehydrogenase [ubiquinone] 1 beta subcomplex subunit 9-like
Exons: 6
Coding region: 194-550 (118 amino acids)
Biological process (GO): mitochondrial electron transport, NADH to ubiquinone
Source: RefSeq, a predicted model, not a curated record